Molecule: messenger RNA, 1748 nt
Organism: Gopherus flavomarginatus (Mexican gopher tortoise)
Lineage: Eukaryota; Metazoa; Chordata; Testudines; Testudinidae
Gene: IRF3
Product: interferon regulatory factor 3
Exons: 9
Coding region: 39-1349 (436 amino acids)
Biological process (GO): immune system process; regulation of transcription by RNA polymerase II
Cellular component (GO): nucleus
Molecular function (GO): protein binding; DNA-binding transcription factor activity, RNA polymerase II-specific; RNA polymerase II cis-regulatory region sequence-specific DNA binding
Source: RefSeq, a predicted model, not a curated record
UGUGCCCCCCUCUCUCCCUAGGCGGCGCCGGCCCGGCGAUGGGGACCCCGAAGCCGCUGAUCGUGCCGUGGCUGCGGAGGAAGCUGGACGAGGGAUGCUACCCGGGCGUGAGGUGGCUGGACCAGAGGCGCACCCAGUUCCGGGUGCCCUGGAAACACGGGCUGCGGCAGGACGCCUCCACCGAGGACUUCCAGCUGUUCCGGGACUGGGCCAUUGACAGCGGCAGCUACCGGCCAGACCACGAUGCCCCCGCACCCUCCGUCUGGAAACGCAACUUCCGCUCCGCCCUGAACCGGAAGCCGGGGAUCCAGGUGCUCCGGGAUCACAGCUCAGACUCCGCCGACCCCCACAAGGUCUAUGAGAUCCUGCCCGAGGGAGGCCGGGGAGGUGUGGACAAGGCCCCCAGUGCUGCUGUGGGGGGCACCGAGGCUGACGCGAGCAGCCAGCUCCUGGACAAGUCGGGGGGCAGCUUCUCCUCCAGCCAGGAUGAGGAGCUGGACGACAUUCUGAAUGCACUGGCCCUCUCCAGCCCCGACGAGGAUGCUCCUGGCCCAGCAGGAGCACCAGGUGCCUCAUAUGCCAGUGACGCAGCAACAGGGGGCGCCCUCUCGCUGGGGUUCGGGGAUUUCCCUCCCCUGGAGCCGGCCCCCAGCUCCCUGGAGCAGCUGCUGGGGUCCAACGUGCUGAUGACGUUUUUCGAGGUGCGGGUCUAUUACCGGGGGCACCUUGUGCUGCAGACGCUGGUCUCCAACCCGCAGGGCUUCCGGCUGGUGCCCCCCAGCCCUGGGCCCAGCCCCUGCCCCGAGCUGGCGGACGUGGUGCUGCCCGAGCCCGGGAUGCUGCCGGACCGGGUGCAGGCCUCGUACACGGCCCGGCUGCUGCAGGGGCUGGGGGCCGGGGUGCGGCUGCAGGUGGAGGGACCUGCCCUCUGCGCCACCCGCCUGGGGCGCCUCCACGCCUACUGGGGGCGCACGGAGACCCCCGAGCUGGGGGCCGAAGGCGGGGAGCUGUCCAAGGAGGGGUGCACCCCCCUCUACGACCUGCCGCGCUUCGUCAGAGAGCUCAUCUGUUUCAUGGAGGGGCAGGGCAGCUCCCCCACCUACGAGCUGUGGCUCUGCCUGGGGGAGGCCUGGCCAGACACGGGGCGCUCUUGGAAAAAGAAACUCAUCAUGGUGCAGGUGGUGCCCACAGCCCUGCAGACCCUGCACCAGCUGAGCCAGGCUGGGGGGGCGUCCUCGCUGCGGGCGGAGGAGCUGGACCUGCGCAUCUCGGACUCGCUGGGGGAGGCCGGGCUGCUGGGGGCCCUGCGGGACUGGGAGGAGCGGAUGGAGAGCCAGCCCUACGGCUAGCCGGACGCUCGCGCUCCCCCUCCCAACCGAACCCAGGCGUCCGGGACAGAGCCCCGGGCUUCACCCACCUUGUCUGUACCAUCAGGCCACUCUGGGGUGGGGCCGCCUGGUUCUUGGAGCCCCAUAGGGCUAGAAAGGCCAAGGAUCAGCUGCUCCAAGCCCCCGUCCAUCCCAGACAGGUGUCUCCCCGGCCUCCUUCUGGGCACCUCCCUCGCCCCGGCCGUCGUCGGACUUUUCUUACCCCCUUAGGACGCUUUUCCUCUCGCUCGGCCGUGCCCGAGGGUGAAGGCGUCGCCUCUUGUCCUGCCCUCUGGGGCAGCGAGAACAACGGGCCCCCAGCUGGCGUUUUUGUGGCAGCAUUUCAAGCCACCUCUUCUCCGAACAUCACACAUGCGGGGC